CAUCUAGCAAACGCGUCCAGAAAGUUGCCCUCUGUCAACAACCUUCACUAGCUGUAGGCCUGUAUCAUUUUUGUUUUUGCGCACGAAAACGUGUCAAAAGACGACCGUAUAAACAACAAAAGUUCACACAAAGAAUCCCUUGUUAGAAUGUCUGCUCAAACUGGAGUCAAAGCGCCUGUCGCAGCCGUGAGGCCGCCGCAACAAAAACUCACUACGUUGAAUGCUUUCCUGUCUGGAGGUGUUGCUGCCUGUGGUGCUGUUUGUGUGACAAACCCUUUCGAGUUGAUUAAGACUCGUAUGCAGUUGCAAGGUCAGCUUACGAAGCUGACAGACGCCCAGCGCGUGUACAAAGGUGUUGGACAAUCCUUCGCGAUGAUUGCUCGUCACGAGGGUGUUCGUGGUCUUCAAAGAGGUCUGGGAACUGCUUUCGUGUACCAGGUCUGUCUGAAUGGAUGUCGUUUGGGUUUCUACGAUCCUAUUCGCAGCAGACUGAACCGCUGGAUCCUGAGGGACCCCAAGAAAAACAAUAUGAUCAUUAACAUGAUCAGUGGUGCCGGUUCUGGCUUUGCUGGUGCCCUGGUGGGAUCGCCGUUCUUCCUGAUCAAGACUCGUAUGCAGUCUUUCUCUCCCAAGUUCCCUGUUGGUGAGCAAUAUGGCUACAAGCACAUGGUCGAUGCCAUGAGACGCAUUGUCAAGGCCAACGGUGUUCGUGGUCUGUACGCCGGUGCUGAUGCUGCCAUUCUCCGUACCAUUUCCGGUUCUUCUGUGCAGCUGCCCAUCUACUUCUGGGCCAAGCGCAUCAUCGAGCGCUACAACCUGUUGUCUGAGGGUCCCAUCAAGCAUUUGACUGCCAGUGCCACCUCUGGUUUCGGUGUCUGCUGCGUUAUGCAGAUCUUCGACACUGUGAUGACUCGUAUGUACAACCAGAAGAACAAAGAGCUGUACAAGAACCCCAUCGACUGUAUUGUUAAGACCAUCCGUUCCGAAGGCUUCUUCGCUUUGUACAAGGGUUUCGGUGCCCAUUUGGCCCGUAUUGGUCCUCACACCGUUUUGACCUUGACUUUUGCCGAGCAAACCAACAAGAUUUUCCUGAAACUCCAAAACAGAUUUUCUGAUUAGGUUCCCGAGGUGCCGAUCCCCAUCAUCAUCUUUCCUUACUGUUCGUUCUCCGUUGCUUAAAAAAAAAACCAGAUGAUUUGGACGUGUUCUUUACAGCUGACAAAGACUUAAUUACCUCACACACUGUUCUGCGCCACGUCCCGUGUCUGAUUGUCUUCUUUUGGAUAUCUAAAAACCUCGUUCGUUCGUGGAUAUUGUCUUUGUUCUUACCCUUUUGAUUCUACCACCUCGUUUUUUGUUAUAGUUUGGAUACCUCUACAUAGAUUUUGUUGCU
Messenger RNA from Schizosaccharomyces japonicus yFS275, 1393 nucleotides. Its product is annotated as anion transporter. NCBI's taxonomy places the organism in Eukaryota, Fungi, Ascomycota, Schizosaccharomycetes, Schizosaccharomycetales, Schizosaccharomycetaceae. Gene Ontology annotation, cellular component: mitochondrial inner membrane; membrane. Gene Ontology annotation, biological process: oxaloacetate transport; oxaloacetate(2-) transmembrane transport; isopropylmalate transport. Bases 148 to 1119 code for a protein of 323 amino acids. The record is from RefSeq and is a predicted model, not a curated record. The transcript has a single exon. Gene Ontology annotation, molecular function: malonate(1-) transmembrane transporter activity; isopropylmalate transmembrane transporter activity; oxaloacetate transmembrane transporter activity.